This is a messenger RNA of Aphis gossypii (cotton aphid), 676 nucleotides long. RefSeq lists its product as uncharacterized. The coding region runs from base 213 to 569 and encodes 118 amino acids. Lineage: Eukaryota; Metazoa; Arthropoda; Insecta; Hemiptera; Aphididae. The transcript has 2 exons. The record is from RefSeq and is a predicted model, not a curated record.
UUUUUAUUUGGUACUUUCUACGUAGAAUUUUAGAAAUAAGCCACACAUUGUUUUGCUACUGUAGUUACGUAACUCGCUCAUUAUUUUACUAUUAAAGUAUAUGACAAAUGUAAGAAUACUAUUUUUUUGUAAACUCACAUACUUAUUACGUACUAUCCACUAUCCUAAUUGAGUUAUAGACAUAACACUUAAAAUUGAAUUUACCCAUCAAUAUGAGCAGCUCAAAUUUUUCAAAAGAUACAGUGUUGCAACUAAGUGUGGGAAAAUUGAAUGGCGGUCAGAAUAAAUAUCCCAAUUAUAAAUCGAAUAUUAAGCGAUGGUUCAGAAGAUUAAAGAACUUAUCAAUUAAAAGGAUAAUCGUUUAUUUAGUGCUCAUUGUGAUUUUUUAUUUAUUAUACCCAACUACGCAUCACAAUCGAGUGCAACAAAACAAACCCGCCGAAGUAUCUUCAAGCACUUCAAGUACCUUGAAAAAUGCAACAGAAGAAGAUAAUGGUUAUGAUAAACAAAGCAAUAGAGAUCGUAAAUAUUUUACUCAUGUGUUAAGAAAAUUCAAGAAGAUAGACUAGUUAGAUUGGUUUGUACAAUAUAAAUUAUUAUAAAAAUUAUAUAUGUAAUAUACUAUGAACAUGUGUUUAAUAUUUUAAAUUAAAAAUUGCUUGCAAUUGGAGAAUAA